UCAAAAAUAAAGAUCUGCAAAACAAUAGCUAAAACCAACAAACAGAAGCUAAAAGAUAACAAAACUAAAAGCUAAGAUCAAUAGAACAGUAACCAAAAAUAAAGAUCUGAAAAACAAUAGCUAAAACCAACAAACAGCAGCUAAGAUAACAAAACUAAAAGCUAAGGUCAAUAGAACAGUAACCAAAAAUAAAGCUCUGCAAAACAACAGCUAAAACCAACAAACAGCAGCUAAAAGAUAACAACGGGACUUAAAAGCUCAAAGUACCAAAACACUAGCUCACAACUAAGUUACGCAAAACAGUAGYUGAAAGAAUAAAUCACCAAAUGGUAGCAAAAAGCUAGCAUCARCAAUGCAGAAGCUAUAACUUAAAACAGACAAAAUUUUAGUUUAGAGCUAAAGCCAACAACAGAAUGUAAAAGAUCACAUUAGCCAAGCUAUAAGCUAAGACUAGCAAAACAAUAACUGAAAAUAAAUUGCAAAAGAGUAGCUAAACGCUAAAAUGAAACUACAACUCAAAGCAUAAAUCAGCAACAGUAGCUAAAAGAUAAAACCAAAAAGAGAAGCUAAAUUUACUAAUUAGCAAAAAGUAGCUUUAAGCUAAGUUGAACAAAACAAUUGCUAAAAGGCUAACUUAGAAACAUAAAGCAAAAAGCUUGAGUAAGCAAAACAGUUGCUAACAGCUAAAACCAACAACAGAAGCCAAAAGCUCAAAUUAGCAACAGUACCUGAUAACUAAGAUGAGCAAAACAGUAGCUAAAAGAUUAACGUAGCAAAAGGCUGAAUUUAAAAUAUCUGCAGGUGGAUUUCAAAAGGCAUAACGUUUUAUUUCAAGUCCUCCUCGUGCGUUAAUUUAAAAGUUACUAAAACUAAACAGAUGUUCUGAAAGAGCCGAACAUUUUACUAUACGAAGGUUAAAGUGUGAAUCCUGACUCAGACCACAACAGGCGGUGUGACAGGUGACAUGUAUUCCUUCAGCUGAUGCUGGAUCUUUAUUCAGCUGAUCUUCAGGACCUGUUUUCCUCCAAGGGAUGAGCUGAAAGAUAAAACUUUACGACCAUCACCGGGGUUUAUUAAGUAACAGCUCUGGAAUCAGCUCAAAACUUCGUUCCCAGUUUUUUUUUUUAAUGACUCAAGCCUUGCCGCUAUGCAGCUGUUGACCUGGACAUCUGCCACACACACACACACAUACACAUACACACACACACACACACACGCACACACACACACACACACACACACAGCCACUAUCAGUAUAAGUGGAUUAGCAGAGAGACCCAUUUGUUCCCGAAGCGGGCCAGCGCUUGUAAAGAGUUUUGGCGGCAGCGACCCAGAGUCAUCCAGAGAAGGCCGUCCAUCAUCCGCCGCUUCACAAACACAARCAUCGCCUCUCCUUCCUCGCACGAAGCGUGAGAGCAGGAAGCGUCUCGCACCACUCAGAGUCAUUUCCCACAUCGUUAAAGCUCGUCUGAACCCGCUCGCCUCCAACGGGGAAGCGUGUCCCUUCGACGUGGAUUCAGAUCCAGAGAAGUGUCGCUCUGUGCUUCAGAGACUCGUACCCUUCGCUCAUCAAUCAAUCUUCCUGCCGGUUAUUCAUCUGCAGAGCCGAGUUUUUGUGCGAACACCUGGUGUGACGGCGCUCCGCUGAGGCUGAGUGAAUUCUUAAACUGCUAAACACCUAAAAGCUCCAGGAAGACGCUUCGUUUUGCUUUUUUAUGUCAAAGUACGCUUAAUGAGUUUCCACUUAGUUAUAUUAAAAAGUGGCUUAAAAAAACGCCUGAUCUGUAAGGCUGCUGCAGUAUAUAACUGAAAGUCAAAGACAAAGAAGCUGAACAACCAUGACAAUUUUUGAAACGUCUCCCCAAAAAGUAUGUUAAAUUGGUUUUUCAGUGAAAUUAUACUGGCUUUUACUGAUCACAGCAUCCUAACAGUUUCUGAAGAAAGGGACCAGACAACUUCUUUUAUGGCUUCCUCAAUUAAGACUAACAGCUCAAACAUUUAAACAGAAGUUAAAUUGCUUCUUUUUAAGCAAACUGAGCUCACAUGCAAAUCCCUACAGUCUCUUCUGAAGUCUUUGGAUUCAUUUACACCCCCCACACCAGAACAGGUUUUACUGUAGGUACCAGACCAAAGCUUUCAUAAGUUACUUGAUUACUAAAAUAUUUAAAAACUACAGCCUGACCAAUUUAACUUAGAGCUCACACUGAAGCUUUUGUUUCAGUGUUGAAACACUUUUCUUUAUCAUGUCUCAAAAUCUUAACUUUGUCAUGGAGAUCUCAAACUCGUCUCAAACUUUUCUCAAUGUUAUCAUGGAGGUCUCACAAUGUUCUCAACCUUAUUAUGGAGGUCUCAAUUCUUCUCAACUUUAUCAUGGAGGUCUCAAACUCAUCUCAACUUUAUCAUGGAGGUCUCAAACUCAUCUCAACUUUAUCAUGGAGGUCUCAACUCUUCUCAACUCUAUCUUGGAGGUCUCAACUCUUCUCAACUUUAUCAUGGAGGUCUCAACUCUUCUCAACUCUAUCAGGGAGGUCUCAACUCUUCUCAACUCUAUCAGGGAGGUCUCAACUCUUCUCAACUUUAUCAGGGAGGUCUCAACUCUUCUCAACUUUAUCAGGGAGGUCUCAACUCUUCUCAACUUUAUCAUGGAGGUCUCAACUCUUUAUCAUGGAGGUCUCAAACUCAUCUCAACUCUUUAUCAUGGAGGUCUCAAACUCAUCUCAACUCUUUAUCAUGGAGGUCUCAAACUCAUCUCAACUCUUUAUCAUGGAGGUCUCAAACUCAUCUCAACUCUUUAUCAUGGAGGUCUCAAACUCAUCUCAACUCUUUAUCAUGGAGGUCUCAAACUCAUCUCAACUCUUUAUCAUGGAGGUCUCAAACUCAUCUCAACUUUAUCAUGGAGGUCUCAACUCUUCUCAACUUUAUCAUGGAGGUCUCAACUCCUCAACUUUAUCAAGGAGGUCUCAACUCUUUAUCAUGGAGGUCUCAACUCUUUAUCAUGGAGGUCUCAAACUCAUCUCAACUCUUUAUCAUGGAGGUCUCAAACUCAUCUCAACUCUUUAUCAUGGAGGUCUCAAACUCAUCCCAACUUUAUCAUGGAGGUCGCAAACCAGUCUCAAUUCUAUCAUGGAGGUCUCAAACGCUUCUCAGAAUUUUCAUGGAGGUCUCAAACCAGUCUCAACUUUAACAUGGAGGUUUCUACUCUUCCCAACUCUAUCAUGGAGGUCUCAAAUGCUUCUCAACUUUAUAACGCUUCUCAACUUUAUCAUGGAGGUCUCAAACGCUUCUCAACUUUAUCAUGGAGGUCUCAAACGCUUCUCAACUUUAUCAUGGAGGUCUCAAAUGCUUCUCAACUUUAUCUUGGAGGUCUCAAACCAGUCUCAACUCUUAACUUUAUCAUGGAGGUCUAAAUCUGUUUUUUGUAUUCCACUACAUUAAAUCAGAGGUUUCUACUAAAGUGGACACAAAGUGGGCCAAGACAGGGUCUAAAAUAUAAUUUUUGUAAGUUGUUCACAUAUAAAUAAACUGAUUUGUAAAAACUGAUUGCUCAUAGAAGGCCAUUUAACUGAAACUCAGUGAAACUGAAAAUUUACUUAUUUUUUUGCAAUUUUMAUCUCCAGGGGUUUAAUGAGAUGCUAACAGAAUGCUUCACUAGUCCUUAAAAGUCCAAAUAUCAAUUUUCUGCCUUGUAAAUUCAUCUUSCAUCUCA
Austrofundulus limnaeus is the source of this 3706-nucleotide messenger RNA. RefSeq lists its product as uncharacterized. The record is from RefSeq and is a predicted model, not a curated record. The coding region runs from base 2244 to 3407 and encodes 387 amino acids. NCBI's taxonomy places the organism in Eukaryota, Metazoa, Chordata, Actinopteri, Cyprinodontiformes, Rivulidae. The transcript has 2 exons.